Molecule: messenger RNA, 552 nt
Organism: Candida dubliniensis CD36
Lineage: Eukaryota; Fungi; Ascomycota; Pichiomycetes; Serinales; Debaryomycetaceae
Product: pyridoxal 5'-phosphate synthase
Exons: 1
Coding region: 1-552 (183 amino acids)
Cellular component (GO): cytoplasm; nucleus
Source: RefSeq, a predicted model, not a curated record
AUGUCUCAGAAGGAAAGUUUACCUGAAUCGGUUCUCAAUUUGCUCAAUUCUAGCAGAUUUAUACACUUGGCAACGUGUUUAGACAACAAGCCCCAUGUUUCUUUGAUGAAUUACACGUUUGUCCGCCAGGGGGAUGAUAACCUCGUGAUUGUUUCUACACCAAGAAAAACAACAAAGUUUGAAAAUAUGUUGUCGAAUCCCAAUGUUUCCUUGUUAAUACACGAUUGGAUUUCUGUGAAGAAUACAGCUGGUCAGUCCGUGGAAGAAUCAUCGGCUUCACCAAAACGCAACUCGCUUUAUGAAUUGCUUGCGAAUUUCAAUAGGAAUGAGCUCAGCAGAGUAUCUGUCAUGUUAGAUGGUGAGGCCAAAAUUCUUGACAAGACUGUAGAUGGAAAGGAUUUUGAUUUCUACAAGUCUUUGCAUUUGAAUAAUUCAAAGAUUGAUCACACUCAAGUCAAAAAUUACAUUGAGAACGAUGAUAACGCAUUGAUUAUUAUACGCAUCACUAAUUGUAAGGUCACAGAUACCGAUAAUAAUGUGGAGCUGUACUAA